Messenger RNA from Ambispora leptoticha, 525 nucleotides. The record is from the annotation of a GenBank genome assembly. Lineage: Eukaryota; Fungi; Glomeromycota; Glomeromycetes; Archaeosporales; Ambisporaceae.
AUGAUUCACGGCGCGACAAAUAAAUUGAAUACUAGUUAUGACAAUCAAAUGUUCGUAAUAGACGACAUUAAUCGUCAACAAACAAUCGCUUGGUUAAAAUCUUUGGAAACACCAAAGCCUAUUACAGUGCCAAAGACUCUACUACAAAUACCCGUUUUCACUACCAAGAAAGACUUGUCUUCCUCUAGCGCGAGACCAUGUGAGAGCGGGAAAGAGAUAUCCUCAAUAUUAUCGGAAACAAAUAUUCAAAAUACACCAAAUGAUAAUAAUGACCGUCUCUUCGACGACGACGAAAAUGAACUUACUCCACAGAAUGAUCUUUCAGAUAAAAACUUGAAAGAUCUUUCGAAAAAUUUUGAAAGCUUACAACUAUCAUUACUUGAACCAUAUAGUGAAUGCAGCGACACAACAACACUAAAUGAUUUCGAUGACGAGAAAGAAAUGUUAGAUGAUGUUGUAUUUUACGCUAGCGAUUUUCUAGAUAAUUUUAUCGAGUCAAAAAAAUUAAAUAUUAUAUGUAUAUGA